GGAGUAGCUCCUCCAAUGAGCGCGGGGUGGGGCGGGGCGCUGAGCGCAGCCAUGCUCCGCCGCUCGCUAUGGCUCUGGCUCUAUCUCUGCUCCUGCCCGGGACGCGCUUUACGUAUCCAUGAGUAUCUCUAUUUCCAAGUGCUGAGCCCUGGAGACAUCCGCUAUAUCUUCACUGCCACUCCAGCCAAAGACUUCGGUGGGGUGUUUAACACAAGGUAUGACCAGAUCCACCUGGUGCCAGCAGAUCCCCCCGAGGCCUGUGGAGAGCUGAACAAUGGGGUCUUCAUCCAGGACCAGAUUGCUUUGGUGGAGAGGGGGGGCUGCUCGUUCCUGUCAAAGACACGUGUGAUCCAGGAGCACGGAGGACGGGCGGUGAUCAUUGCAGAUAAUGCUUAUGAUAACGACAGCUUCUACAUCGAGAUGAUCCAGGAUAGCACCAGGCGGACGGCCGACAUCCCCGCUCUCUUCCUGCUGGGCAGGGAUGGGUACAUGAUCCGACGCUCUCUGGAACAGCACGGACUCCCAUGGGCCGUCAUCUCCAUUCCUGUCAACGUCACCAGCAUCCCAACGUAUGAAAUGAUGCAGCCUCCUUGGACCUUCUGGUAGAGGUGGGAAGGCUGCAGCACAUCGAGGACUUCUUGCUGGAUCCCAGGAACCAGGUGUGAGGGAAGGGUCCUGCCCUGCUCCAGAAAUCCCACCAGCCUCACCCCAAGGUUUAACAAUGGUUCAAGUCUUUAUGCUGCCCGCUGGCGUGUAGCUGAACAGCAGAACAACCCAACGUGGUCACCUUGAGCCCAGCACUGAGCAAACUUCGUUGUGACUCUCUGGGAGGGCAGCACAGGCUGGUGCUUCCCUGAGAAACAUUUGAAUGAUGCUGAGAUACUGACAGUAAUUUGCAUUGCUGAUAUAGAGGGCUGCAGUCCAAAGGGGGAGGGGAGGGAGCGUUUGCUCUGUACUAGCAGGGCUCAUCCAACAUCUGUAUAUUUUUGUCUGAGCUAAUGAAGUGUGAAUGAGUUUUAGAGCGAGUUGCUCUUUUUUUGAGUAGCCUUGUCCCUAACAAUGAUUUUCCCAAUA
This is a messenger RNA of Coturnix japonica (Japanese quail), 1074 nucleotides long. RefSeq names its product protease associated domain containing 1 (gene PRADC1). The record is from RefSeq and is a predicted model, not a curated record. NCBI's taxonomy places the organism in Eukaryota, Metazoa, Chordata, Aves, Galliformes, Phasianidae.